Molecule: messenger RNA, 11345 nt
Organism: Trichomycterus rosablanca
Lineage: Eukaryota; Metazoa; Chordata; Actinopteri; Siluriformes; Trichomycteridae
Gene: apobb.1
Product: apolipoprotein Bb, tandem duplicate 1
Exons: 28
Coding region: 38-11143 (3701 amino acids)
Biological process (GO): cholesterol transport; triglyceride mobilization; lipoprotein transport
Cellular component (GO): low-density lipoprotein particle; mature chylomicron; very-low-density lipoprotein particle
Molecular function (GO): low-density lipoprotein particle receptor binding; cholesterol transfer activity
Source: RefSeq, a predicted model, not a curated record
AACUAUUAAUAAAGGCAGGAGCUUUAUUGAACCCAUCAUGGGGGAUACUAAGCUCUUCCUUUUGCUGCUUUUAUGCAGUAUCGUCUUGGCUGAACCUGAAAAGGAAAAUGAACUGUGCCUUUUGGCUAAAAGGUACAAAAGCCUUCACAAGUAUGAGUACCUUUAUGAAGCAGAGUCGCUAAAUGUCUUAAAUGGAGCCAUCAACGGCCCAAAAUUCAGCUGCAAGGUGGAGAUUGAGGUUCCCGGUACAUGUCAAUAUAUUGUGCACACCCAGGAGUGCACAAUGAGCGAGGUCAUGGAUGUUGAUGCAGAUGAAAACCCAGUCUUUGGCCCACCUGCUGGUGCCGACACAUUCAAGGCUGAAAUGGAGAAGAACCCAUUAAAGGUCAUUGUUGAGGGUGAUAAUGACAUCAAGCUGUUCCCUCAAGAUGGGGAGUUAAUCAACAUCCUGAACAUCAAGAGAGGUAUCAUCUCUGCUCUCGUUGUGCCUGGAGUUCAGGAGGAGAUGAAAAAGGAAAUGCCUACCAUCUACGGUCUGUGCAAAACUGAUUACAUUGUAAACAGCAAGGAAGAUGUAACCCUCAACAGAGACUUGUCUAAAUGUGACCAGUUCAGGGCAAUCAAAGGCCACACCAGCCCUCUUGCCCUCUUUACAGACAGGGACUUUCCAGCUGAUCUACUGUUGAACAGCAAACAGACUUGUAACUACAAAUUUGACAAUCAGAUGAACCAUAUGACCUCUGCUGUCUGUACUGAGAACCACCUCGUAAAACCUUUCUCUUACAAAGAAAAGUAUGGAGCUACCAGUGUUGGCAAACAGAUGCUGUCUCUCUUGGGAGUGACUAAGUACAAUGAAAGAGUGUUUGAUUACAACGAGGCCAACAUGAAGUCUUUGCACAUUGAUAGCAGUGUCGAUAUAAGUUCUACUCAGGAUGAAAAUGCCAUUCUUGCUGUUCUUAGAGAACUGGCUGGACUUUCCCAAACCUCUGAUGGACACAAGAGAGCGCACCUGGCUUACAAACUUGUGGCCAUGAUGCGCAAAACAAAUGCUGACACUCUGUCUACUGCGUUAGAAGAAGCAAUGAAGAUCUCUCCUUCCAUAACUUACCAGGCUCUGUUUCAGUGUGGUAGCCAAGAGUGCAGCAGUGCCCUCAUGAAAAUGAUCAGGACCAGGAAAAGUGCUGAAAUUGAUGCUGUGCUUUAUGCUAUGGGAAUGGUGCCCAACCCUACUCGUGUCCUUGUCAAGGAUAUGCUGGAGAUGGCCAAACUUAAGCCCAGCAAGCUUGUUUACUAUGCUCUCAGCAAUGCUGUCCGGAGGCACUAUCAGUCUCAGGAAAAAGUCACCCCUGAAAUCAGGGCAGUUGCUGAUUAUGCACUUGAACAGAUUGGAGAUUGCACAGGUGACCAGGAGCACACCUAUUUGACUUUGAGGGUAAUUGGAAACAUGGCUGCUGCCGUAUAUGCUACCAGCCCUGCCCUGAAGUCAGCUGUGAUCCAGUGCAUUAACCAGCCUGCCUCCACUCCAGAAGUUCAGCAGGCUGCCAUUCAGUCCUUCAGAUUGAUACCACUUCCCGAAGAGGGCAGAUCAGUGCUGAUGAAAGUUCUGCUGGAUAAAGAUGCCCCUGUACAGAAACGCAUUGCUGCUUACCUUAUCCUGAUGAAGGAUCCACAGCCUAAUGAACUUGAUCAGUUAGCUACUGCUCUACCUAGUUUUGAAAAUCUGCAGGUCAAGAGCUUUGUCAUAUCUCAUCUCACCAACAUUCUGAGUUCUACUGAUCAAGAGACCCAAGAGCUGAGGAAUAAGAUUCUUGAUGCCCUUCAAGGCAAUGAGGUUGGAAACGUCAUGAAUCCCACCAAGUUUUCUCGUAACUACAAGAUCAGCUAUCUAGAGGGAAACAUGAUCUUUGAGGAAGAAAAUAAACUGCCGAAGGAAGUCGUACUUGAAAUGGCCCUGAAUGCUUUUGGAUAUUAUGAAGAAAUGGUUGAGGUUGGCAUGGAAAGCAAGGGGCUUGAGCCGACUGUUGAGGCCUUGUUUGGUUCAGAUGGUUUCUUUCCUGAUACUGUGCUAAAGACAAUCUUCUUUGCUACUGACAAUAUGCCCGCCAAAGUUAAUGAGGUUCUGAACAACAUGAUUCCAGCACUGGCAAAUGAGAGAAAAAAGAGACAGGUCUCCAAAAGCAUCAUCAAAGAAAUCACUAAAAAUUUUGACAAGCUGAUCAAAAAUCUUAAGGCCCAGGAUACACCUGAAGCCAUGCUCUACCUGAGAGUGAUGGGUGCUGAGCUUGGCUAUCUUAAAACAAAAGAUAUUGAGGACAUGGCCUAUGUUGUAGCAAAGAUGGCUGGAAACCUAGUGAGGAUGUUCCCCACUGAUUACAUCAAGAGUCUGUUCUCGAAUGCAGACAAUGGGAUUUUCCUUCAUUACAUCUACUUGGAUGAUCAGUUCUCCCUGCCUACUGGUCCUGGUGUCCCACUGAAGUUUGGUCUGUCUGGUACUUUCACACCAGGGAUCAAAGGAGGACUCAAAAUUUCUCCUGAUAUGAGUGAGAUUGCAUUCAUGCCAUCUGCUGGUAUUGAGAUUGUGACUGAAAUUGGUACUCACCUUCCGGACUAUGUUGAUUCUGGCUUGGAGAUGCACACAAACCUCUACCAUGAGAGUGGUCUAAGAGCUAAAUUUACAAUGGCUAAAAAUCAGAUCACGCUGACCCUUCCUAGUGCAAACCCAAUGGAACUCCUGAGUAUUACGAAUUCCCUGGUGUCUGUGGCCGGUAGCAAGACUAAAAGCAUUCCUGCUACGAUGGCUCAGAAGGAUAUGAGGGGCUGUCAUGUCUUCCUCCCUGGCGCGAAACUCUGCACUGUCAUUCAGUUCCCAGAGGCCAACGCAGAUAUAGACUCCCCAUAUUUUCCCCUCACUGGAGACAGCAAAUUUGCUCUUGAGCUGCACCCCUCUUAUGAUGUCUCUGCGUAUACAGCCACCAUUAAGUAUGAACUCGUGGAGAGUACUGACAAAGUUACCUUUGUUAUAAAACCUGAGGGAACAUCCACUGAAGCCCAAGUCGACCUGAGGUUCAACAGAGAGCAUUAUACCACUUCUGUAGAUCUUCAGAUCCCAGACUGUGACAUUGAGGCAGGAAUUAGAAUUGGUGCCGCUGACUCAAGCAUUAAAGGCAAAGCCACACAUUCCAUCCAGAUGGACUUUAUUAACAAGAAAGUCACCCAGGCAUCUCUGGUUGGCCUGGCAAAGAUUGAGACGAUGAACGACGCUCAGCUGCAGGUUCAGUUGCUUGUCCCAGCUCUUGAUGGUGUUGCUAAAGCGACUGCCAGUCUAAAGCGUGCUCAGGAUUUGACAGUGGAGCUUGAAAGUGACCUUAAAUUCCUCAAUGCCUCAUCUAUCCAGAAAAUCAUUUUAAAAUAUGAUGAUGAGAAAAUUGAAGCUGAGAUUAAGUCUAAUGUCAGUGCUAAAACUGAGGAAAUCAUUUCCAAACUGGACACCAUUAAAAAUGAGAUCAUCGACGUUCUGGAUCAGCCUUUUGGCGAGGCUGAAAUGAAAGUCCGUGACAUGUUAACGUCAUCAGUUGAGGCCACACACAACUAUCUUGAAGCUUCCAAGAUUCCAUUCAUGGAGAAACUCCAGGUCCCUGCCUUCCCUGAGAUCGACAUUCCUGAAAAUCUGUUUUUAAAUAUUGAGGCUGAUGCUAAGUACUUCUACAAUGAUUACUACACAAUAACCCUUCCCAUGCCCCUUGGUGGAAAAUCAACAAAAGAUUUGAACAUCCCUCCUGCACUCGCCACACCCAGUCUGGCUGUGCCUCAGCUUGGUUUGGACUUAGCCUCUAUUAGAAUUCCUCUUCCUGAGGUAUGUGUUCCUAAGACCCUGACUGUAAGUCUGCCAAUUGCUUGGAGGACAGAAGCUGCUGGUAAGCUUAGCAGCAACCUCUACGAUUUGGAUGCUACUGUGUCUGCUGGCAGAGAGUCUACUGACCAUCAGAGCUAUUCUGCGAGGGUUAAAGUAACUGGAACAAGCCCUGUGGAUGUUCUCUCCAUUAAAGUUGAAGGAGCAGCCGUUCUUACUGGAAUACUGAGUGAUUCAAUGAGAGCGGAGAUGAACACUGCUGUCAGUCACAAACUCCUUGAUGCCAGCAUUAGCCUUACUGAAGAAGUUACCAUGAAUGAGAACACCAAUUUAAAAUCAAUCAGCAAACUAGACGCUAAAAGUCCACUUGGAUUGAAGCUUUCUCUGGAACAUACAGGCCAAGUAGGAUUCAACAAAGGAGAGAUCUCUGGGGAUAACAACGUACAUGGAUCCUUUGUGACUGGUCCCGUUAAGGGUGAUGUCACCCUCACACAGUCGAUUGCUGUCCUCCCAUUCAUACCCGAGGCAAAGUAUGAUUCUUUAUUAAAAGUAGAUUCAACUCCUUUCCAGGGACAAAACAAAAUGGAAGCAACCUUUUCUAAUGGAGAGCUGUCAGUUGUAUCAAAAACUGCUGCAUUUAAUGACAGACUGACACACAACGCUGAAGUCGCACUCAUGAAAUCCAAGUUUGCUGUAAAAUCAAUCACUAAAGCAUCGGCUCUGGGAAUGAAGAUCCAGAACAGUGCUGAAGCAAACAUUGCAGCUGGAGAUAUGAGAAUCAAAAUUGAGACCACAAGCAGUCGUUCUGAAGACCAUAUCAACUCACUGGUCACUGCAACUGUCGAUGCAAAUGGCCUGGUUCUUAGCAGUGAUUCUUCUAUCAGGCUAGCUAAACACACAGCUACACAAAAAGCCAGUAUGACCCUAAACAAAAAUGGCAUGGCUACCACUGGAACCACCUCAAUUAACAGCUUCAUGACUCUAAACAAUACCUUCAAUGGUAUUCUUCAUUCCUCUAAGGGAUCUCUAUCAGUUGAAACAGUAGGUAACUUCGGUGGCAUGGCUAUUGACAACACCAACACCUUGUCAGCUUCUAUGGCUUCUGUAGCAUUAUCUUCCAAGUCCCAAGUCAGCUUUGCAAAAGAUGUGUGGUAUAUGUAUGACAUCUCUGUGCAGGCAGAACCUUACUCUGCUAAUGUUGACGUAACAAAUCAUUUAAGGCUUGCCCCUGACACAGAGCUGAAACAAACUUGUGAGAUGAAGUUUGCAGAUCUGACUGGGAUGGCUAAAUGCAGUGCAAAUGGAAAGCUCAUGGGAGCUCAGCUGAGCCAUGACACUGAAAUGGAAAUUAUUGGAGUUAACAUCAGAUAUAAGAAUGAUGCUCAGUUUAAUUCCCAACUUGUUCACUUUACCAACACUCUUCAGGCCACAGCUGCUCCAUUCCACUUUAACUUGCAUGCACUUACCAAUGGUGAUGGAGAACUGCAUCUGUUUGGAAAGCAUAGUGCCCAGGUUUUCACCAAGGUCCUUGUUAAAGCAGAGCCAUUUUCCUUUGCACAUUCUCAUGAAUGUAGGCUUUCAGUCACACACGAGUUAAACAACAAUGUCAUACUUGAGACCAACUUUGACAACAAGGUUGACACCCUCCUGUCACCUUCUGUACAAUCAGGAACAGUCAGAAUGAAGACUAAGAUAAACGAUAAUAUAAUCAACCAAGAAUUCAGUGCUUAUAACAACCAAGAGAGAAUUGGACUGGAAGUGUCUGGAGUGGUCAAAAAUCUUGCUUUUAGCAGCGAUCAAGACUUGUUGUCUGUGUCUGCUUUUUUGAAGUACGAUAAGACCACAGAGAGCCAUGUUAUCAACCUGCAAUUGCUCGAGAGCCUGCCUGCCAUUCUAGAAGAGAUCAAAAUGGCAUCAGUGAACCUGGCUGAAGGAUUGCAGGAUUACAUAAAAAGAGAGGAGUUUGCUGUCAAAAUUCAGACUCUUCUACAACAUUUCAGUGAUUUUAUAAAUAAAUUAAAUAUUGAAGAACAGGCUGUACAACUUAAAAAGAACUUCAUUACACUGGCUCAGAACUGCCCAGUCAAUACAAAGGAUCUAGAGGCUGCUGUAACGAAACUGGAGAUUAUCACUAAGAACAUUAUAGCUGAGAUUGGUACUCAUGCCGGUGAGGUACAGGAUAUGAUUUUAAAUGGUGACAUGUCUGAAAAAAUAAUUCAAAAGAUAACUGAGUUAAAUAAGGAAUAUGACAUCCAUGGUAUGGUCCUUGCUUUGAUUGAAGCUAUUGAAGACAUAAUUGACAAUCAGUUUUCUGAUGGCACGGAUGAACUAAAUGUUAUUAAAUUGAAGCUACAAAGAUUUGUAAGAGAAAUAAAGUUAAUAGUCAAAGAUUUUGAUGCAGCAAGGUUUGCUGAUAAUAUGAAGGAGUUGAUUCUCAUAAUUGAGGAUGUGAACUCCAGACAAAUCACAGAGCAAAUCAGCAGCAUUGCUCAUACAAUGAAGCUGCUAAUUACUGAACUGAACAUCACUGGAAAGUGUAAAGCUCUCUACAAACAUGUAAAAGCUGUUGCUGAGAAAUAUGAGCUUGACAAGAAGACUGAAGAACUUUUGAACAAGAUUGCGGAUCUCAUCAAGCAGUUUAAAAUUAAUCAAACUGUCCAAGCCUUUGUUAAUCAUUUGAAAUCGAUUGACAUUCCCUUCAAACAUCUGUUGGAUGACUCCAUCGCCUACCUGAAGAACACUAAGAUAAAGCAGAUUAUUGAGGAUGUAAACGAAUCUCUUGAGGGUCUCGUCAGAUUAAUAAGGUCUUUGAAUUACAACACAUUGGUGGACCAGGCUAAUCAAGAAAUCAGUGAAUACACAACCAAACUGAAUGCCAUUGUUGUUUCACUGGAACUUCCCCAGAAAGCUGAAGCAACUAGAGAAUUCCUUAAUUAUGCUUUCUCACUGAGCUCUUCUUUCUUACAAAAACUGAGAGCAACAAAAGUCUCAGAAAUGCUAAAGUCAAUGAAAGACCUUUUUGACAGUGUGGCCCUUAAUGACAUUAAGACAUUUGCUGAAAAGCUCAAGCUGGAACUAAAUCAUUUAAACCUUGGAGAGGAAAUCCGUCAGGUUCUGCAGCAUGUAAAUGACGUCUGUGUGGAUGUUUUUGCUUUUGUCACUAGGAUACUUAAUGACAUUGCUGAGGUGGCCAUCGAUAAUGAAGCAAUUGUCACUGACCUAAAACAAAAAAUUAAGGCAGCUGUCAGUUACAUGCAAACAGCUGAAAUUAAGUUGCCCUCUUUUCCUGUCCCAUUCACUGACCUGGUUCUUCCUUCCAUGAAAUUCAGUCUGCACCAACUUGAAAAGGCUGAGAUACCAACUGAGUUUAACCUGCCACAAUUCACGAUUUUGGAAUCCUACACUGUGCCUGCAAUGACAAUCACCUGUGCUGAUAUUAAAGACACACUUAUGGAGCUAAUUGACUUCAUCAUCAACUUUGAUGUUGAGAUGUUGGUAAAUAAUGCUUACAUUGAAGAUCUCACAUUGAACUUUUUGCCAGAUAUCUCUGCAAUUUCACUGCCAGAGAUUACGGUUCCACAUAUUGCCUUUCCUGCUAUCCCCAAAUUAAAUGACAAGUUUAUGCUUGAAAUCCCUCUUCAGAUUCCUGAGAUCAAGCUGCCCCAAAUCCCUAGUGAAAUAGCGGUGCCUACAUUUGGAAAGCUCUACAGUGAGAUCAGAUUUAAUAGCCCCAUUUACACUUUGAGAACCUCUGCUGAAAUUCGUAAUUCUACUGAUAAUCAACAAAAGAAUCAUCUUAUUGCAUUUUUUUCCUCUGUCGGUGAAUGUCCAAACUUUAAUAUCCUAAACUAUAAACUAGAUGUGACCACCCGAAUUGGAAUUCCAAAAAUGAGCCGUGUGGUUAUUGCAGAGACCCUAAAGUUUAUACAUUCUGGGCUUACUGUUGAACACCAAGCAUCAGUAACAUUAUAUGGCCUCUCUGCCCAGGCCAUAGCCCAGACAACUGUGAAGGCAACUACCACACCAUACAAUGCAGAACUUGUUAACAAAGCCUUCUUAGCAGUGGAAGGUGGAAUGACAGCAUCUUUUGAUACAACCUACAAGCAUCAAGUGAAUGUCCCACUCCUAUCAUUGACCAGUGAUGCUAGUCUGACCCAGUCAACAGUUCUUCUGCAGAAAGGCACCACCUUCAGCCUGACAGUUAAAAAUGCAGGCAAUGACAAAUGUACAGUUUUUGGUUUGAAUGAUGAGUUCAUACACAAGAGUGACCUUUCCUUCACUAUGGACCCAGCAAGUGUAAAACUUACUUUUACAGGUGACACAGACAUUGAUUCCCUCUGUAAUGUCAAGAAGACCCUAAAUGCUGAGGCUGCUGCAUUUAAGCACAUUGGCUUCAAUGGCAAAAUUGAAACAAAAUCACCAUUCAUUAAAAACAGUGUAAUGGUUGCAUCUGGAUGGGCUGACCUUAAAAAAAUGAAGCUAGAUGUGGGAGCAACUCAUGACACAGAACUUGUUGGAGUUGUAAGUGGCAUGCUGUCCAAUGCCCUUAACAUCAAGGCACGUCCUAUUGAGAUUUCUGUUGAUUUUCAGAACAAAGCCAACACUAAAGUUAAUUUCCAUGAAAUCUUCUCUACCAAGAUUGAUCUUCAAAAUGACUAUGCUGCUGUUCUUAACUCCAAGAAGCAGCAUAUUAACUCUGCAGCCCUCGUGCGUUUUAAUCAGCACAAAUAUCACUAUAACUUCACGAUUGACAACAACAAUGCAGAGACUGGCAUUUAUGCUGCAGUAAAUGGUGAAACUGACCUUGAAUUUCUCAAUGUCCCUAUCAGCAUUCCAGAAAUUGUUAUACCAGAGUUUGAUGUUAAUAUCCAAGCCAUAAAUGAUGUCAAUCUAUAUGAAUAUAGUGGCCUUAAAGACCUAAUGGCCAAACCGACUCUUGAUGUGAAUGCCAAGGUCGUCUACCAAAAAAGCAAGGUAGCACCAGUUAUUUAUUUUGGCUUCGUUCAAGCUCCUGCUCUGGGUAACCUAAUCUCCGAGAUGUCUUUUAAAUCUUCCCUGUUUAAUCUUAAUACCAAUGCUGGAAUUUAUGGAGAUAAUGACUUAGUUGUCCGCAUCACUGCAGCUUCUACAUCAGUUUUUGAAAAACUGAAUGCCAACCUUGAAGGAACUAGCAGUUUGACCUUGAAGAGGGGACUGAAACUGGCCACAACAUUGUCUCUGAAGAAUGCUUACAUUGAAGGAACUCAUAACAGCACUGUGUCUUUAAACAGAGAUAAGCUGGAGGCUGCUGUAGCUUUGAUUACAGCUGCAAAGAUGAACCUGCCUGUCCUUAGCAUUGAAGCCAACCACAACUUGCUUGCAGACACCAAAACCAACCUAAAUGCUGCAUCGACCCUGACAGUAAAACACAAAUGUAACAUUCCUAUUAUCAAGGCUGUUGGUAAUGGAGACGCCAAGUACACUUUCAAGUUAGAUGGAAGUCUUUCCCAAAUUUCUGUUGAGUCCACCGCAAAGGGAAUGAUUGAUGGAACAUUUUUAGACACAGGCAUUGUAAAUGGAGCACUGGAUAAUGAAGCAACCAUGACCAUUAAUGAUGAAAGAUUCCGUUCCACCAUGAAGACAAAAGGCAAUGUAAAUAUUAAUAAUGGCAAUCUUAAAGUACAAUUUGAUCUUAAUGAAGACCUGAAUUCUGAGGCAACACUUGGUCAUGUGUAUACUGUUCUAAAUAGUGUCUACAGCAACGAAGUGAACAUUGCUAACUUUAACACCAAGGGUAAGCAUACUGCCAAAGCCACUAUUAAUGCUGCUCCAGUAAGCUCCCUAGUUGCUGAUAUAGAAUUUGACCUGUCUCAACCAAGCACCCUUGGUGAUUUAUCGUAUUAUGAGAAAACAGUUGUGGACUUGACUCUCUCAAAGAUUUCCUACACUGCAAAAUUGGCAUCUCCAGUGUAUACCACAAAUAUUGUGUUUGAGGUGAAUGGAAAUGCCCCAGUCUUCAAAGCUGUUUUCAAGUCCUCAGCCACAUCUCCAGUUGGACUCCUGGCAUAUGAUCUAGACAGUUACAUCAGUACUGAAAUGGAAAAUGAAGGCUUGACUGCAAGAGCUAAGGCAUACCUUAAACACAAUGACCUUACCAUGGACAUGAAUAGUGUUGUUAAAUCAAGUGCUCCAAGCCAUGAACUGAAUGUGGACAUUACCAGCCCGAAAUUUACAGAUUUAAAAAUUCGUUAUGUUGCUGAGAUGCAGGGACUGAAUGCAUCAGUUUUUACACCAUCGGCUGGCUACCUUGGUUAUAAGCUUCAGGGCAAGACACUAUCUCAACUGACUUCACGCCUUUAUGGCCGUUAUGUGUCUGAACCUGAAAAGGAUAUUGACAUGCUGAUUGUAAAUGUUGCUGCAUGGGAAGACAAAUUACAUCUCCAGGCUGAUUACAACUUAGAAGUACCCAAAGAGAUCAUUCUGGCCCUAAACGAGAGACUGGCAAUCGUUAUGUCUACAGUUUCCGAAUUAGCAGAAAAUCAUAAUGUUUUUGGUGCUGUCAGCAACCUCAAGACAACAGUUAACAGUGCUUAUACUAAAACCUACACUGCCACAGUCAAAUAUGCCUCUGAGCUUCCAGAACUCAAAACUCUCAUUGAUCAGCACCAGAAGAUUAUUCAGAAUCUACUUACUGCCAUUGUCAGGUUACUGAGGGAAACUCAGAUAAACCUGCUUGUUGUGGAGGAGGCUACUCUGCCUGAGAUCUGCCAGGCAAUUAGAAAUAAUGCUGCCAUCAUGUUUGAGCAAAUUUUUCAUGCAUUUACUGAAAGCUUGAAGGCUUGCGCUACUCAUUUUGAGUCCAUCGAAGUAAACCUGCCCUGGGGUGAGGUCUUAACUGCAGAUAAAAUGAUUCGUUUUUUGGAGGAAAUCCUUGCUGAAAUUGUGAUGAAGGUAAAACAGCAUAAAAGCCUUGAUGUCAUUCUUGAGAAUUUGAGUCACAGCCUCCCAAUGCUUGGUGAGAAGGCAAAGGAUCUCAUUGACUUUACCCUUCUUAAUGCUGGUUAUCUUGUUAAGUACAUUGAAAUGUUGUACUUCAACGCCAUGUAUGUAGUUGGGGACCUGAUUGCAGAAGCGAAUCAUUUGCUGACGACUGAUGGCUUAAAAAACUUAAUUGAUAAGUGCAUGGAACUGAUCGCUAAUGUCAUGAAUGAAUUUGCAAACAGUGUCUCAAAUAUUAUUCCAACAGAUAAUGCCCUGCUUAAAGUUGAAAAUGGAAGGCUGGAAAUUGACCUUCCUUUACCCUUCCACCAUUAAGACAGCCUAAAAACUUAGCAUGUGAAACACUACCAACAUCUAAGAGUAACAUUUUUGACUGACAGAAAAUUAACAGGACUGCUAAAUAACUAAACAUCAUCUCACUCUGUUCUUGAUGCAGUCAGUGCUAUCUUGUUCACCUCAUUAAUAGGAAAUUGUAUAUGUGACAUAAACCAAACACAAUAAAAUAUGUAUUGUAAAA